GCCAAGAACACUCGUCGUGCAGCCAUGUUCAGAUUCAGCUUUUCAGUGCACUCCUCCAGCAGCUAAAUGAAAGCAAGAGGUUUUGGAGUAUCAGUUGAAUUACCAUUAUGAUUUCUGUUGAAAGGAGAAGCAGCAUCAACAAUCACAGUUAAAAGCAACAUAGAACAGCUUUGAUUACCUUAGCUGACCUGCUGGAGCACUGACAGGUGCAACACAUAGUCCAGUAUGGAGGGGAUCGAUGGACAUGCCGGAUCUUGGUGGUUCGUUGUACACCAGGAGGAGAAUCUGUGCCACUUAUGAAGAUCUCGAAAGAAGCAACUUCCUAAGCAGUCAUAUAAUGGCCUUUCAAGACAAACCACGAAAAGACUGGUAUAGAAUUCUUGGUGCAGAACCAUCAGAGAGCCUGACAGAACUGAAACAGAAAUAUCAAAAGCUGAUAUUAUUAUAUCAUCCAGACAAACAGAGCGCAGAUGUGCCAGCAGGAGAAGUGGAGGAGCGUGUGCAGAGGUUCAUCGAAAUUGAUCAAGCGUGGAAAAUUCUAGGGAACGAAGAGACAAAAAAAGAAUAUGACCUACAGCGCCGUGAAGAUGAUCUAAUGCAAACAUGGCCAGUGGAUGCUCAAAUUUGUCUUGACAACAUGUCCUGGAAUAAAGAUGAACAGUGUUAUACAUGCUCAUGCCGAUGUGGUGGAAAAUAUACGGUCUCCAGAAAUGAAGCUGAAGAGGUUACCUUGGUUUACUGUGACACAUGUUCAUUAAUUAUAGAGAUCCUUCGAUGAAGUAUCAAUAGUCUCACCUGCACAUGUUGGUUUCAUCCAGCUGAAUAUUGGUGGACAGUAUUUGUUAACAAAUGUGUCAGGGGAAAGGUGUGCAUUACAAAUGCUAGCAGGGCUGAAAAGGGGGGCUUAAAUCUCUUUUCAAGUUUUAACCAGAAAACCAAAGUUAUGUACAAAAAAGCUUUUUGUGCUCCAGUUUCUGUACUUGAACUAAGGAUAUUAAAUAUCGAGUAAUCAACUAGUCGAUGGAAAUUCCAUGAACUACUCGACUAGUUGAUAGGGCACUUCCACAUUCCUCCUUUGAAAUGGACAAGAGUCAGGUGACAAGUUACCUUUAUAGACACUUGAAGUAUUCUUUGGGGAAAAAAUGGUUACACUGUGAUUUGAAGAGAGUGUAGAUAAGCCUAUGUGUUAAAAUGAGGAAAGGUAAAAUUCCUAGGAAGCAACUACUGUGCAAAACAGUGGUCCUGUGCCUUCUUUGAAAAUGGUCUAAACUUUUCAAGCAGUCUUACAUUAGGCAUAUGCAACUGAAUUAAGCAGCUUAUAUGCAUAAAGAUGCUAGCUUUUUCCUACGUGUCAAGAGUUAGCAGACUCCAGUAGUGAAGAUCAGAGGCAUGUUUAAUACCCCCCAUAUUAAGAACUGUGUAUCUGCAAAUGUGCUGUUUAAAGUGUUGCUACGUACAAAGUGGUUUUGCCACCUCAAGAAUUUGCAUGGUGACGUGUCCAAGAAACAGUUUUGCAGUCGUUAUUUUGUACAAGUCAUUUGGACUUUUAACUAUAUUUGGAAUAUCUUACUAAUAGAAUCUUAGGGCUAGAUCCACAAUAAGAUUGUCACAAAGUCAAAAAUGUAGGUCCUCAAAGCCUCUGCUUAGCUGCUUCCUAAUCCUGUAUGAGGCUAAAAUCUCUAGGUGCCUAAAUUGCUGGUGGCGAAAUCCCCAAGGUGUCUGUUUCUAUGAGUGAGCACGUACAAAGCCACCAGGAUCUGAUCAGGUAGAUGUUCUCAGAGGCUGCCUAAUAACAUGCCUAUUGGAUCAGAUGCCACAUGAAACAGGGUUAGAGAGGCAGUAUCCCAAUAGCCAGUGCUUGAACUCUCACUUGGAAUGAGGGUGAGUUCAGGUCCUCGCUGUGCCUGAUCUGAAACAAGGACUUGAAUCCAGGGCUUCCACAUUCUAGUUGAGUACCCUAGUCACUAGGUUAAAGUGUUUUGUGGAGUGAGUCUCUUGAUGCUGUUCUUAGUUUCUACUCCCUGUACCAAUGACUCAGCCUCCCUGAUGAAUGUCCUAACCACUGAACUAUAAAGUCACUCUCUUUUGCUGUCCCUGUUAAUAAUGAUCACCAUUACCACUUAUUUUUUUUGUGAGAAAGGGCUGACCUGGCUUAAAGGUCUAACUCUAGGGAGAGUUUAUGGCUGUGAAUCGUUAGUGAAGAUGAGUGUCCAGCUGCUCUUGAAGGGCAGGGUAGCUCAUAUGUAUAUGUUUUGAGGAAUGUUAUUAAAAAUUACUGGAGCGGCAACAAAGUCAACAUGUUUAAAAACUUUGUGUUGGCUUUUGACUCACUCAGUAUAUUGGUCAGCAUUAUGGCUACUGCCCCACUGGGAUGGGGUACUUAAGGGAGAGAAAUUGUAACAUGGUACAUUUAACUGUGUGAGGAUCAAUGGUUGUAUUUUAGACUGAUUUUUUUCAAUAAAAUCAGGCAUACCACAGUGUGUUCGCAUCUCCGCAUUAUUAUUUAAUGUUCUAAUAGAUUAUCUGAUGAAAAAGCUGACUGAGGACAAUAUAGAAUGUGUGAAUUUUAAUGAUUAAUUUUUUGAGACUCUUAAGUGCAUGAAUGAUAUAGUCUCGCCAGGUAAAACCAUAACUGCAGAAUCUGUGAAACUUCAGAUUAAUGGUUAUAAAAUGGAAAGCCAUGCUACCUUCUGUAAAAUGGAAAUAAAUGAUCUUCUGAUGCUGCAUGUAGAUGUCAAUGGCAUUGAAUGAGUGAAUAGUUCUAUCCUAUUGGGUAGUCAGUUGACAGCAGGAAGUGCUGUUAUCCAAAGAAAUCAUAUGGUAGAUUUGUUUUGUGUUAAUGGAAUCUCACUGUCUUCAGAGCCCUUGUUUUGGGCACCAUUAGUAUGUCUGUGUUACAACUAAGACUUCAAUGCAGUAGUGAUGACAACUGUAUUGUGUGGAGGAAAAACGUGGCCAUUAAAAAUUGCGGAGAGAAUACUAAAUUGGUUUUAGUAUAAAAAAAAGGCUACAGCAUGAUGAUGCUGGCGAGUUGCAACAGUUGAGAACAAUGUAACUGCAAUGGUGGGAUCAUAUUCAAUAUAAAGGUUAACAGACCUGAAGUUGAAGAAAACCGAACAUGAAGCCAAUCAUGAAUGAAGUUGGAAGAUAUUGUUUUGAGGGAUUUAAUAAGCCUGAAUUUACCCAUCUUGACUCUUCCUGAACGAAGACUUGCAAGGGACCAUUCAAGAGGGAAUUCCAUUCUACAUGUUACCAUGGCUCCAUCACAGCCAUGUCAAUCUGCUUCUGCUUAUACCCCAUCACUCUUAGUAUUUUUUCUGCUUAACUUGGGUAGCCCCCUGACGCAACUUGUAUUAAUCUUGUUCUUAGCUGUUUAACUCUCCCCAUGCAUUAUACAGGGAGACUGAAUGCCUAAAAUCAGGUAUUGUGAUGCUGAGCCAAAAUCUCCUAUGUGAGUCUAGCCCUUAGACCAGGGGUCUCCAAACUUUUCUGCCCGAGGGCCGCAUUAACUAUCAAACAGCA
This is a messenger RNA of Pelodiscus sinensis (Chinese soft-shelled turtle), 3522 nucleotides long. The record is from RefSeq and is a predicted model, not a curated record. NCBI's taxonomy places the organism in Eukaryota, Metazoa, Chordata, Testudines, Trionychidae.